This is a messenger RNA of Cucumis melo (muskmelon), 581 nucleotides long. Its product is annotated as protein RADIALIS-like 1. The transcript has 2 exons. The coding region runs from base 155 to 400 and encodes 81 amino acids. The record is from RefSeq and is a predicted model, not a curated record. Gene Ontology annotation, molecular function: DNA-binding transcription factor activity. Lineage: Eukaryota; Viridiplantae; Streptophyta; Magnoliopsida; Cucurbitales; Cucurbitaceae.
CCACUGCCCCAAAUUGACACAAUAUAAUGAACAAACCCUUCAAGCCUUACUCCUUAUAAAUACCACACUCACCCUUUGUGUUCUUCGCCACACAUAUCAUAUUCUUUUACGUUUAUUUUUUCUGUUUUGCCAAAACAUAUAUAGUAUUAACCAAAUGGCUUCAAUGUCUGCUCAUGGGUCAACUCAAUGGACUGCAAUUGAAAACAAAGCCUUUGAGAAAGCUUUGGCAAUUUAUGACAAAGACACACCUGAGAGAUGGCUCAAUGUUGCAAAGGCCAUUGGUGGAAAAACUGAAGAGGAUGUCAAGAGGCAUUAUCAACUUCUUCUUGAGGAUGUUAACCAUAUUGAGAAUGGUCAAAUUCCUUUUCCCUAUCGAAACUCUACGAGGUCGAGUCGCUGACUGCUUACGACACGAGAAUGGGAGAAACAUAUGAAUAGACAAAAUGAGACAGCUCAUCAGAGUAAGGAAGAAUAAAGGAAGAGGAAGAAUCAUUUACUCUCUAUUGUACUUUGUAAUGCCCCUUUAAUCUAACUGUAAAAGUAUCAAUAUUGAAAGAAUAAUAAUUUUUGGAUUUUUCUUU